AAGCUGCAUGUGAGCUGGAGGUUGCUGGUUUGAGUCCACAGUGUGGAUAUGAAGCAGCUCAGUGGCUGACAGCGGACUUCCAGGUGAGUUUCUCUCUGCUGGGUUCCAGUUCAGUGACACGAUGGCAGAGGCAGCGACUGCAGCAUCUGAGACAGAAGAUGUGAGAACCUUGAAGCGCAGCAGCAGCUAUGACUUCCUGCCACCUAACACAUCUGGACUCAGGAUUGUGCUGUUGGGGAAAAGUGAGGACAAAAGGACAACACUUGGCAACUUCAUAAUAGGAAACAAAGCUUUUCGAUCCAAAAAACUUUCCCCAGCAAAGCAAUGUGUGGCUGCCUGUGGAGAGUGGAAAGAUAAAUGUGUAACAGUGGUGAAAACUCCUGACAUCUUCAGUCUGCCUGUGGAAACAGUGAGAGAAGAGAUGAAGAACUGCAUGGAUCUUUGCUCUCCUGGACCAAAUGUUCUGUUGCUGUUAGUGAAGCCUUCUGACUUCACAGAGGAGAACAGACUCACUCUAAUGAACGUCCUGAGUUUGUUUGGUCAAGAGGCUUUUAAACACUCCAUGGUCAUCAGCACACAUGAGGGAGGUCGAAAAAGUUCAUCUGUAGAACAGCUCCUUGAAGAAUGUGGAGGAAGGCACUACAGCAUGUCAUCAAAUAACCGUACACUGUUAAUGGAGAUGAUGGAGAACAUUGUGAGAGAAAACAAUGAGAGCUGCCUCACCUCCACUGAAGAGACAGCUACUGUGAGACCAGAGUGUGUGAACCUGGUGCUCUGUGGAAGGAGAGGAGCAGAGAAGACUUCAGCAGCCGAGGCCAUUUUGGGCCAGAAGAUGUUUGAUCCAGGCUUUGAGUCUGCAGUGUGUGUGAAGAAUCAGGGAGAGGUGUGUGGACGUCGGCUCUCCCUGGUGGAGCUUCCUGCCUUGUCUGGAAAACCUCAGGAGGCAGUGAUGAAGGAAUCAUUCAGGUGUGUCUCCCUCUGUGAUCCUGAGGGCGUCCACGCCUUCGUCCUGGUCAUACCUGUGGGUCCCCUCACUGAUGAAGACACAGGAGAGGUAGAGACCAUCCAGAGCACAUUCAGCUCUCAGGUCAAUGACUUUACCAUGAUUCUGUUCACUGUGGAGUCAGAUCCUAACCAUCCAGAUGUUGUUAACUUUCUAAGUAAGGACCAGGACAUCCAGCAGCUCUGUCAGCGUUAUGGAGGACGAUAUGUUGUCCUCAACAUCAAGGACAGACAGCAAGUACCUGAGGUGUUGGAUGCUGUGGACAAAAUUAAACUUUCCAAGGAUAAACCAUGUGGUUACACAACUGAGAUGUGGUGUUUUAACCAAAUAGAUAAGAUCAUACAACAAGAGAGGCGCAUCAGCUCGCAAUGGACUGAACUGGAGGAGCAGAAAAAGCAGACUGUGGUCACUUGUGAGUAG
This is a messenger RNA of Myripristis murdjan (pinecone soldierfish), 1423 nucleotides long. RefSeq names its product GTPase IMAP family member 8-like. Gene Ontology annotation, molecular function: GTP binding. Bases 122 to 1423 code for a protein of 433 amino acids. The record is from RefSeq and is a predicted model, not a curated record. NCBI's taxonomy places the organism in Eukaryota, Metazoa, Chordata, Actinopteri, Holocentriformes, Holocentridae. The transcript is spliced from 4 exons.